CAAGCGCAUCCACUAUUCUCUGACUAGUGCAGUUGUCUUAUUUGAUAGCAGUAAAUAGAAGUGAUUAAAGUUGUUGCUGACCAUACGUGACACUAUGGAGACCCUCUUAAGAUUGUUGCUGUUGUCCUUGCUAGCUGUUGAACAAUGCCAAAUAAAUGCCUAUGAUGUUAUAGCUGAGAAGCACAAAGAUGAACAGCUGUUGCUUGCAAGUGAUCAACCAGAUUAUAGAGGCUAUAAUUUUGAAGAUGACCCUUCCUGGACUACUGGGGGACUUGAUGAUUCAAUCUUGGAAGCAAAUGAGCAACAGGUUGGAGAUUCUGAUUAUCAUCCACAACAGCAUGCAUGGACAUACCAACAUCCGAAGCAACAGCUGCCACAUGUGGUCCAGCAACAAGAAGGGCCUCAGCACUCAAUGAUGCCCAGCUAUCCUACAAAAUGGUUGCAACACCCAAAGUUGUCUGAGCACCCUGGGCUACCUGACUUUCUGCCCCAACUACAGCAGCCUCAGCAACCUGAGAUGCCCAUCUACCUGCCCCAACAACCAAAGCAGCCCCAAUACCAUGAAACACCUGCCUACCCAUUACAAUAUCCCCAAAACACUCGGCACCAUGAAGGGUCUGGUCACACACAACGACAACAUCAAAAUACUGGUAACCCUAAGAUGCCCCCUCUGCCACAACACCCCAAAGUGCCUGGCUACUCUCAGGUGCAGCAGCAGCAGGCUCCCCAGCACCCCCAAGUGCCUGACUACCCUUUGCAGCAGGAUUCACAGCAGCCACCACAGCAUCCCAAGGUGCCUGGCUACCAUCUGCAGCAGCUGCCCCAGCUCCCCAAGGUGCCUAGUUACCCUCCUCAGUACGAGGCUCAGCAUGCACCCCAGCACCCCAAGGUGCCUGGCUACCCUCGGGUGCAGCAGCAGCAGCAGGCGCCCCAGCACCCCAAGGUGCCUGGCUACCCUCAGGUGCAGCAGCAGGCGCCCCAGCACCCCAAGGUGCCUGGCUACCCUCAGGUGCAGCAGCAGGCGCCCCAGCACCCCAAGGUGCCUGGCUACCCUCAGGUGCAGCAGCAGCAGGCGCCCCAGCACCCGCCACAGCACCCCAAGGUGCCUGGCUACCCUCUGCGGCAGCUGCCCCAGCUUCCCAAGGUGCCUGGCUACCCUCAGAUGCAGCAGCAGGCACCCCAGCUUCCCAAGGUGCCUGGCUACCCUCAGGUGCAGCAGCAGCAGGCGCCCCAGCACCCCAAGGUGCCUGGCUACCCUCAGGUGCAGCAGCAGCAGGCGCCCCAGCACCCCAAGGUGCCUGGCUACCCUCAGGUGCAGCAGCAGCAGCAGGCGCCCCAGCACCCCAAGGUGCCUGGCUACCCUCAGGUGCAGCAGCAGCAGCAGGCGCCCCAGCACCCCAAGGUGCCUGGCUACCCUCAGGUGCAGCAGCAGCAGCAGGCGCCCCAGCACCCCAAGGUGCCUGGCUACCCUCAGGUGCAGCAGCAGGCGCCCCAGCACCCCAAGGUGCCUGGCUACCCUCAGGUGCAGCAGCAGCAGCAGGCGCCCCAGCACCCCAAGGUGCCUGGCUACCCUCAGGUGCAGCAGCAGGCGCCCCAGCACCCCAAGGUGCCUGGCUACCCUCAGGUGCAGCAGCAGGCGCCCCAGCACCCCAAGGUGCCUGGCUACCCUCAGGUGCAGCAGCAGCAGGCGCCCCAGCACCCCAAGGUGCCUGGCUACCCUCAGGUGCAGCAGCAGCAGGCGCCCCAGCACCCCAAGGUGCCUGGCUACCCUCCACCGCAGGCACAGGAAGUGCAGCAACCACCCCAGCACCCCAAGGUUCCUAGCUACCCUCCACAACAGCAGGUGCUGCAGCAGCAGGCACCCCAGAACCCCAAGGUGCCUGGCUACCCUACCCAGCAGUCCCAGCAUCCCCAGGUGCCUGAAUACCUGCCCCAGCAGCCUAAGCACCCUGAGGUGUCUGCCAAGCAACCUUUGGUAUCCCAGCGAUCACAGCCCUUACAGGGGCAUAGCCAGAGACCCCAAGCACUUCGCCAUUCUGCCAAGCUACCCAAGCGACCUUACUUUGCUCUCCAGUGGCCACAUCCUCAACCUAAGUGGUUGCAAAAAGCAUAGGUUCACAUUACAGUUAAACAAAUUGAGGAAUGGUUAUAGGCACUAAUCUUGUCUGCUGUCACCUGAACAACUGCAUUGACUUCAAAUAAAGUGUCAACUUAAACACAA
Melanotaenia boesemani (Boeseman's rainbowfish) is the source of this 2221-nucleotide messenger RNA. Its product is annotated as protein PELPK1-like. The transcript has 8 exons. The record is from RefSeq and is a predicted model, not a curated record. The coding region runs from base 95 to 2113 and encodes 672 amino acids. Lineage: Eukaryota; Metazoa; Chordata; Actinopteri; Atheriniformes; Melanotaeniidae.